Papaver somniferum (opium poppy) is the source of this 1305-nucleotide messenger RNA. RefSeq names its product F-box only protein 8-like. The transcript has a single exon. The coding region runs from base 1 to 1305 and encodes 434 amino acids. Gene Ontology annotation, molecular function: protein binding. The record is from RefSeq and is a predicted model, not a curated record. NCBI's taxonomy places the organism in Eukaryota, Viridiplantae, Streptophyta, Magnoliopsida, Ranunculales, Papaveraceae.
AUGGCACAUCCAACAUAUGGGUGUGCCAAAAUAUUAAAUGUGCGUGUGAAGAUAACAAUCUCAUUCUAUACAGCCCUAAAACCCCAUUUUCUUCCUGGGUUUCAUUCAUCAAUAUCAAUCAUGGAUUACUUCAGGUUUCUCUCUCUUGAGAUGACAUUAGAGAUCUUAACUCGCUUACCAACUGAAUUGGUCCUUGAAUGCAAAUCAGUAUGUAUUGAUUGGAGAUCUCUUGUUGGUCAUCCAUCAUUCUCCAAGUUGCACUUACAUCGUCUCAAUCAUCCUGAUGCUGAAUCUGGUAAGUCCGAUUUUCUUGUUUUGACUUGUGGGCAUGAUGGAUUAUACUAUCUUGAGUAUGAUGAGAAUCACGAUCAUUCAACAACACCCAUGCAGAGAAUUACAAGAAUUGAUUUUACCUCUCCGUUUAAGUAUUUUGGUUUUAGGUUUGUUGGUUCCGUUAAUGGGUUGCUUUGUUUUAUCGACUUCAUCAACCAACCUAUUUGUGUUUGUAACCCUAUCACCAGAGAAUAUGUUAUUCUUCCCGAAAUCAAGAGAGAUUGUGAUACUGAUGGGUAUAGUUAUGGGGAGACCAACUUUGAUUAUGUUUUUUCAACCAAUGAAUACAAAGUUAUAGGAUUUUAUAAGUCCAAGACCCAUUUUGAAGUCUAUAUAUACAUUCUAAGCAGUGGCAAUGGAUGGAGGAACCUUGGGAAGUUCAAUUGUGGAUCCAGCCUAUAUUUGAAAUGUAAGGUUUUCUUUGUUAAUGGAGCACUUUAUUGGCUGGACAAUGAAUUAAAAAUGAUUGGUACCUUCGGUUUGGCUGACGAGAAGUUUGGUGGACAGCUUUUACCACCUCCUUUGUCACCAAACGGUGAAUGGCUUAAUUAUAGAAUAGGGGUUCUGGAUAGGUUUUUCUUUCUUUCUCUUUAUGAAAAAGUAGACGGGUUUCAUGACAUAUGGCUACUGAAAGAGAAGAAUCUUAAUCAUGACAAGGAAGAGAGAAAGGAACACCAGUCACUGGUUUGGAAUGAAGAGUUUAGGAUUAAUAAAAUGGACUUAUUAGCCGUUAUGAAGAGUGGUGCCGUUUUUACUUAUGGCGGUGGUAAGUAUAUCAAUCUUUACGAUACAAAAACCUCAACCUCAAAAAGCCUUGUAAAGUUUAAGAAUUGGAUUCUUGGGGAAUCCACUCACAAGAAUACCUUAGUUUCUUUAAAAAAAUUAGGGGAAGAAGAUACAAAAAUUAUGGAGUCGGUUAAUAGCCGUGAGCAGCCACAGGAGGAUGCAAAUCCUGAAUACAUAUACUUGUAA